Molecule: messenger RNA, 8828 nt
Organism: Porites lobata
Lineage: Eukaryota; Metazoa; Cnidaria; Anthozoa; Scleractinia; Poritidae
Source: the annotation of a GenBank genome assembly
AUGAGGUUUGAUGACACCAUUUUAUUUUUAGACAUAGACGAAUGCUCUCAUAACAGCGACAACUGCAGCCGAUCAUCAACUGACUGCCAAAACUUUCAAGGAGGGUACGAGUGCAAAUGCAAGUCGGGCUACAAAUACAUUCAAGGAGAUAAAUUUAACUGUGAACGUAAGCAUGCCAUGUAUUUUUAGUGACUAAAAAGUUAAAGUGUCCUUAUAUUACGGCAGUAACUCGUGUUAUCAUCUCAGUAACAAACGUGAGGCCAACGGUGUGCUUCCCCCACUCUCUUCACAACGAUUUGAGGUCACACCUGGAGAUCGAACAUGGAACCUCCCGCACAGAAGACCGUGCACGAACCAACUGUACCAGUCCUUGCUCCAACUUGACUUUGACCUCAUUACAUUUUAUUUUACAUUAUAUUUCAACAAACAAAUCAUUCUUUAUUUAUUUAUUUAUUUACUUAUAGUUCGGUCUUGCCCACCCCUGGUGGAAGUAGAUGGAACUUCUGUCAGCCCGAAAGAUUGUUUGGUAGUUGGUGCAAGGAAAGUUAAGGACACCUGUACCUUCAGUUGUAAGGAGGGGUACAAGCUUCCAGACCCCAAUCAACCUACCUUGACCUGCCUGGAUACUGGGGCCUGGGAUAAGGCUGUUAUAAACUGUCAACGUGAGUAAUGAAAAGGAAAAUAUUUGGUUAUUUGCAGAAGUUUAGAUGUACGCUGUCUGAAUAUGUACAAGCUAAACUGUUUAAUACCAUAAAAUAUUUAUUAACAAUAUAUUCUGAUAGCAAAAAUUCAAACCUUAUUGUAAACAAUGAGUAUACAAGCAAAAACAUAAUAAUACUCUGUCUGGCUAAAAGAGAAAAUGAUAAGUACAUUUAAGGGAAAGUAAAACAGUAAUCGGAGCAUAUCAGUCUUCGUAAUGAUGCUCUUUUUUCUGCUCAUUAAUUUAAUUUCAAAUUCUUUUACUUAUUGUAAAAUUAAUGUCAGUUUGGCAUUUGAUCCCGAAAGUUAGGGAUCCAAAUGAUUAAAUGUAUUUCUGAGCUUUAUUUCACCAUUUUCUAGGCAAGAGCUGCCCUGCAUUACCUCCAAUUCAAGAUGGAUUACUUAUCCCAGCUUUCUGUGCGGUGACUGGGAAUUUUUUUAACCAGUCCUGUCAGUACUCUUGCAAUCAAGGUUACCGUCUAAAUGGAAUCUCUUCUCGGACCUGCCAGGCUAACGCUGAAUGGGAUGUUAAGGCAAUUCCUAAGUGCGAUAAAGGUAAAAUAGACCUUGUCACAGUUUUCGACGCCAUCUGGACGAGUAGGCAAACGUGUCCAGAAAUUACAGUGUUUGUAUGAGAAUCUGAUGUCGAACAAUUUCCGUAAAACGGCUGCUCUUAAUAAAAUAUGACUUGUAAACUAAAGCUUCAAAACAAAAGAAUUGUAUUAAGAAAAUUUUGGGGCGUACCUGUGCUUAAACUUCUCCAGAGACUUGCUUUUAGAUUUUCCCGUAUAUUUGUCUGUAAUUUUUUCCCGGGGCUUUCUUACAGACAAAUGUAUAGAAAACUUUAAAAAGUAGUUCUAGGUCUUCUAGCGCAUGUAACGCCCUUAAUUUUUUCAGUAGAAUUCUUAGGGGUGAAGCUUUGGUUUACAAUUCAUAUUUUUUCCAGAACAGCCGUACUACGGAGAUUAUUCGACAUUAGAUUCUCAUACAAACACUGUAAUUUCUCACGCGUUUGCCUACUCGUCAAGAUGGCGUCGAAAAGCGUGACAAGUUCUAUUAAACGGACCCGAUUGGACGCUAAUAGAAAAUUCAACAUCAUUAAGAAUAAGUAGAAGGAGCAUGAUCGUCGGGGUGAGCGUAGUCCUGAAUAGGAAAGUUGUUGACAGUCACUGACAACAACAGUCCUGUUCUGGGCUACUAUGCUCACCCGGGUGAUCAUGUUCCAUAGGUGCAGGGGCCGUCCACCUUUAGAGUAUUUACACUGAUAAAUGGAUCAUUCAUGCACCACUGAUCUUUCGAUCGAUGCUGUACAUCCAGCCUCUUACGGUUACCAGAGCGUUGUGUAAUUCCAAAUAUUAGCAUACAUAUUCCUUUGUUUGCUACGACUUUUUCUCCUCAGCGUCGUUUAUUUCAAGCUUGUUAACGUACGGCACUCUCUUUGGCACGAAACCAUCGCGUAGAUGAAUCGUUUUUCCCUAAUAGUCGCUGAAAACUUUUUUAUUGUAAGCUAAAAGUCCUGCAGUUGUGACUUAAAGAUGAUGACAAAUAGAGAGCAUGCGAUGAAUGGCCUGACUUCCGUCAUCCUGAGAGGGUACAAUAUGCAAUACAGCAUUUGGCGGAAAGUUGAGUUGACCUGCUGCAUGGUCUUUAGAAAGAAAUAAGCUAAAAUUACCUCAGGUUUCAAUAUUACGGUAGUUUAGCUGGAGGUCAAUAUUCAGAGACAAUGCUAUUAAGGUUCGUCUGAUUCAUUUUAUUAAAUCACAGUUUAACAAUUACAGAUUCUCUUGAGUACUUCAUUAUAGUUAUUGCUGUAUGGAAUGUGUGUGACGGCCAAAGUAUCAUCUGCUUUCGAGCUGGCCACCACCUACUUUUGAAUAUAUUAACAUAAACGAUGUUGAAGACAGAGUCAUUAACGGUAUGCUGAACGAAAUCUCCUAUGAUUUUUUUUUUCAGUGUACCCGAAGCCUUGGAUCUCAUGCCCUGACGAUGUCAUCGUCGAUCUCGCUCCAAAUAAGAAUACCUAUGACAUUACUGCACUGCUUGGGCAACCUCAGUCUAAUGUGCCGAAUAUUCAAUUGUUUCCAGAAGAGCACCGUAAUAGCCUGGUUUUUCCAUACGGUCUAACCAUACUCACAUACGUCGCCAGCAAUGAAGUUGGUACUACCGCAAAUUGCACGACAAAUAUUAUUGUUCAAGGUAAGCAUGGGCGCGAAAACUAUCAGAAAAGUUGAUAUAAAAUCGAUUUUAAAACCUUCAAAUGAUUUUGGAGAAUUACUGAAAACCAAUUCACAUCAUAAUUAAGUGUUUUCUGUCCUAGCCCGAGUAUGGUUCGUUCACGUUCCAAAAUGGAUAAUGUGCGAGGUUUUCUAUUGGAGGGUUUAAACUGUAUUACCAUGUUACACAUGACGUUCUAUGCUCAAACUUCUCGGCCUUCUACUUUCACAUUUUCACUUUACAACACGUCCUUUCAAUGAUAUAUAGCCUGCGGGAAGGAAGACGGGGAAUUCGGGCGAGGGAAGGGUAGGGUUAUGCUUGCCUUGUCCCUGUACGACGUUUUCCCAGUCCCUCUCGGUCAAUUCACUUCCGAGACGAACGGUCCCGAAACACUUUAGUCGCGCGGAAUAAUGAGGCCCACGGACUAGGCAAUUAGAGCACGGUGGCCAGAUGAAGUAUUGCUUCUUCUCAGUACAUAAGAAACAUACUAGAAGAAAAGAAUACCAGACAAUAUGGACCGUUGUAUCCAUCUUAUAACCAAGAAUGUUCCAAAUAGCUGUUUAUUCAGGAACAUCGGAGAAGUCCACAUUCAGUGUAUGCGUACUUUUACCAGUUAUUCCGUUGUGACACAUACUGGUCCUCUUUUAUCCUUUUUUUUUUCUUAAUUGCAGCUUAUCUUACUUGAUUUGCUUUACAUAGCAUUUUCUCCAUGCACACUAACAAUUUCAUCUCUUACAUAGAUAAGCAACCACCUAGCGUUGUCUAUUGUCCUGACAACAUUUAUCAGUUGAUAGUGGGUUCGACCGCAAGUGUAACAUGGAAACUGCCAGAAUUUUCGGACAAUGUUAAAGUGGUUAAAGUCACAUCAACAAAAAAUCCCGGAGACACCUUCCAACUGGGAUCCACCAACGUUAAAUAUGAUUCUUUUGAUGACAGUGGUAAUACCGUGAGCUGCACCUUUUCUGUGACGCUCAAAGGUGAAUGUGUUGAUAGUUUACAAUACCUACAUCGCUAUGUAAUGAAGCCAGUAGUUCCAUUUUAAACAAAAAUAAUAACAACAACAACACCUAGAAAAUGCGAUUAACUAAAGUUGGAUUUCUUGCAAGAAGUAAGUCUAAAGUGGAUGAGGUGGACAAAUUUUGCUCUAUAACAGGAAAACGGAUCCUUUACUAUAGAAACCCCUCAUAAGUAAAAAAUUUGAAACAUGACAGAAUGUAAUCUGUUCAAUAUCAUUAAUCCAAGUCUACCAUGGAAAGUUCUUUAAACGAAAUAGAAUGAACUUGGGUCAUGGAAAAUGCCUCCUUACCUUAGCAUGGUAUGUCCCGUACGAUACUUUAGUCAGCAGGAAUCUAGUCCAAACUGCACUAAGUGCCCGCCACAAACCAGCACCAAAACAAAUGGCUCAAAAGCGUGCACCGGUGAGCAAAUACAUGUACAGAUGUUCUUAAAAAAUCUAAUGAAGAUGCACGAAGGUUUCAGUAAAAAGGAGAAUAUAUCAAAAUAACACAAUCGUAAGAAAUGCACUACCAGCGAAGGUCUUUGAGCUCUGGUAUCAUGAAGCUACAUGCAAUUAUAAGAUGCUGCAGCCGUUAUGAUCAUCUCGUGAUUAUUGUCGCCUGCCUAGAUUUUGUCCCAAAUUCAGGAGCGAAAAGCAAUUUUUCAAAGUAAUUUUUCCUUUUUGAAUACUCACUAAUUGGACUGAACGACGCCUUACUAUUUUGUCACCAUAAAAUCAUUGUUCUCCAUUAAGAAAGCCUUAGCAUAGCGAAAUGAACCGGUUUGAAUUUAAAGCCUAAGCGGUAUGACCAUCCCAAACUUUCCACCACGAACGUUUAACAAGAACUUUCUAACUAUUAUAUAUUAGUAAAAUCCAACUAGUGGUCUAUUAUCAAUGCUACGUUCUGAUUGGUUGAGCUACUGCUACGCUAUAUGUUACAGCCAACUAGUAGCGAAAAGCGCCGGAUUUUUGGAGGCAAAAAAGGAUUUAAGUCCAGCUUUAAGUUGUUUUGUCUCCAUAUUUUUUACCAACUAGUUGGAUUUUACUAAAACAAUAAUUGUUAAUUAGCCAUUCGCUGUACUGUUUCAUUUGUUCUAUAACUAUUUAUUUUUUGCUUUUUUUUGUUGCCCUUUUGGUUUGUUAUUUAAACAGCUAAAAAGUGCGAGAAACCUGCAAAUCCAGAUAACGGAGUACUCAAGUGCGAAAAUUAUGGGCAAAUGAUGUUCUGUACAACUACCUGCAAUCCUGGUAAACAGCCAUUCCAAUACACAUUUGGCUCAAUCUGCAGUCAAUCAACUUUAAAAUGGCAGCCGAUACCGGAUUGUGUGGGUGAGUAUAGUUAAGUGGGUAACCAGUAACUUGCCACGUAAUUUGCAUUUGCCAAUUGCCCGAUUAUACACAAAAUGAAACCCAGACUAGAUGAGUCACUCUAAAUAACCAAUUAAGACUAAAAACUAUGUCGUGAAAAUUUUACUUUCGCUUACUGGUUUAUUUGUUUCUUUGAUAAAAAUAUCUUUAAAAGAAAUAAACAAUAGAAAACCAUAUAUUCAGGAAAGUUUAUUUCUACCUUCUUCAUGCCUUGGUCUUCGAGAAGGUCCUAGACGUAUUUCAGAAAGAUAGGAAAACCUGUCCGGCUGCGGGAUAAGCUUUAUAUUUUAUAAUUUACCUUAAACAAAAAAUUACUGCCAAUGCAAAUUGAAUGGCUGACAUUGAACGAUGAAUCUACUAUUGUACUAUUUUAUAGACGCUGUUCUUCUGCCUGACAGCGGAGUUUGUCCUGAUGGAAAAAUAAAGCAAGGCACCUUAGCGUCAAUGGAAAACUAUAUCAAAUAUUGUGGUGGGUAACAAAUCAUCUGGGCCCUCGUGGAAAAGUCUUUUGCUACCCGAAAUGGUGUGGUUUUGGUCACUUUAAUACCGUCAUAUUGUAUUUUUCUUUUUUUACAGUGAGUUGUCCUCAUGGAAUGAAAUAUGAUAAUGCACUGAAAGAUUGCGUGGUAUGUCCCGUAGGCUACUUUAGUCAGCAGGAAUCUAGUCCAAACUGCACUAAGUGCCCGCCACAAACCAGCACCAAAACAAAUGGCUCAAAAGCGUGCACCGGUGAGCAAAUACAUGUACAGAUGUUCUUAAAAAAUCUAAUGAAGAUGCACGAAGGUUUCAGUAAAAAGGAUAAUAUAUCAAAAUAACACAAUCGUAAGAAAUGCACUACUAGCAAAGGUCUUUGAGCUCUUAUAUGAUGAAGCUACAUGCAAUUAUAAGAUGCUGCAGCCGUUAUAAUUACCUCGUUAUUAUUGUCGCCUGCCUAGAUUUUGUCCCAAAUUCAGGAGCGAAAAGCAAUUUUUCAAAGCAAUUUUUCCUUUUUGAAUACUCACUAGUUGGACUGACUAUAAAACGACGCCUUACUAUUUUGACACCAUAAAUUCAUUGCUCUCUAUUAAGAAAGCCACUCAAUUUAAAGGAACUCAAAUUAACUCAGCUUUAUUUAGAUUUCUAGUAAAGAAUCAUUCAACGAAUUUUUGACUGAGUUUCCGCUUCAUCAUUGAAUAUGCGUUUGUCAGAUUUGUGCGAUAAAGGAGAGUCGUCUGCCGAUGGAUUUGACAAUCCUAAUCAUGACGCCUGCCAUCUGUGCUCCAUGGGUUUCUAUCAGGAUCAGUAUGGUGCUACGAGCUGCAUGCAAUGCCCCAGUGGAUUAACAACUAAAGCAAAGGGUUCCAUCACUCGGGACGAUUGUGGAAGUAUGUGUCGAUAUUUAUUCUUGAGCUUUUUGUACUUUAAGCAUAUUUAUAACCGGCUUUUUUUGGUUUUCUGAGAAUACGGGGAAGGGGAGCAAAUCCUCUGCCCACCUUUACCACCACCUAGCUACAUUCCGUAAUUCUAAUAAGCUUUAUUAUUCAUUCAAAAUAUUUCCCCAAUUAUGAUUGGCUUAAAGCACACGCAAAAUUCACCAUAACCAGUUACUGAUGACCAAAUUUGGAAGAAUUGUGUGUUUAACGAGGAAAUGACGUCAAAAAUGCAGCCCGCUACAGGUUAGGGCACCGUUACCGAGAAGACAUGGGGACGAGGUUGAGUUGUUUGGGUUGUGAAAAAAAAAAUGGGGAACAUUUCACUCGUUUUUGUUACCCUUAUCGAUCUGCUUAAUUCUUCAUAUACUACAAAAGCCGAAUUCAUUAAUUGCUUUAUUAUUCAUUCAAAAUAUUUCCCUGAUUAUGAUUGGCUAAAAGCACACGCAUAAUUCACCAUAACCAGUUUCUGAUGACCAAAUUUGGAAGAAUUGUGUGUUUAACGGGGAAAUGACGUCAAAAAUGCAGCGUUCGUGCUGGUUAAGGCACCGUUAACCGUGAAGACCUGGGAACGAGGUUGAGUUGUUUUGAUUGUAAAAACGAAAAAUGGCGGACAUUUCACUCGUUUCAAGAGUAAGAACUAGGCGAAAAAAUAGCUAAAAACAUGGCCAGAACAGCAAGAAGACAACUCGAAGGACGACAUCUGCUAUUUGGAGAAUAUUUGCGGAGCUGGACAAACCUAAACGUGCACUAUCGAAGAUGAACUUAACAUCGAUGGAUCGAUGGAGGUAAGCAUGUUUUAGCCAUGUUUUUAAACUACGAAUUAUCUUGAAUGAAUAAUAAAACAAUUAUUGAAUUCGGCUUUCUUAUAAUAUGAAGAAUAACACCCUUCUCGAUCUCCAUAAUUCCUCAUAAGAUAAUUAAUUGUUAAGUUAUUAUUCAAGUUGGACCCGGGUUCGUCUCGGUCCAUAAAAGAAUAUAAAGAACUUCGCCUAUAGCCAGCCAUCUUGGCGCAACAAGCUUGGUCGAUAACAGAUUUAAUCUAGUUUUUCUCGCGCAAACAAAGCUGGCAAGAUAGGCCCAUCUUGCGUGCUCCAAUAGCCAAUCAGAAUAAAGGAUUCUCUCUAUCUUGCUCGCUUGCGGAGACAGCCGUCAAGCAAUAAAACUUCUACAUUUAACAAACCUUUAACCACCAGGAUUUAGAUUUAGAUUUUAACUGUCUUUGACUAAAAAAGACAGCUCCGAAAACGAACAUUGACUGCCAGGCCAACAGGUGCCCGGCAGGAUUAAACUCACUUCUGUUUAGCGAACUCAGGCAGAUGAGUUACUGGCUGCCAAAUUUCUAUAUGUACCGAUCGGCUCCCUGUUUGCCUUUGUAACUGCCUUACUGUGGAUUCCUUAUGCCCACAGCCAUUCCCUCAGUUUCUUCUUUUGGACCACCUUCCACGGCAGUCAACGUGAGUGAGAACGGCAGAGCGGAGUUUGUGUGCAUGGGAUCUGGACCCCCGGCACCCACCUUCCUGGUUAAAAAAGUAAAACCAGUACCAGGUAAGUUUUUUUAUUUAUUUAUUUUCAUUUAUCGCUUAUAGUUUAGCAUCUUUUAUUAGUAUAACCAAGAAACCUGUAGGCAAGGUACGAUGGGGACAAGGCCGCCAGAUGAGUAAAGCAUAACCACACAGCCACUAGGUUGUCCUUCGCAAGAACUACGCCUAAUGUCAGUCUCUAUAAGUUGCAUCAGGAGCUGCAUAUAACUAGAAGGAGAUCGUAUCAAUCAACUUCUUUAUGUUAAACCAUAAGCCCAGGAGUUUGAAUUCUGUGAUCUUGUCCAAGAGAGGUACUUUCCGAGACACACAAAGUAACGUUUAAUCACCACGUUAAUUAACCCGAAAAAUUUUUUUUCUUAAUUUUUCUUUUUAGAUGGAUUCGGUGGACCUCUGAAAGUAGACGAAAUAAAGUCGGGUAAUGUUGUGACAGGAAUACGCUACGUCAUACUCAGCACAACAGAACACGAUAAAGGACUGUACUCCUGCACGGUUACUAACAAGUUUGGCUCUGAUACCAAGUAUCUUAACUUGUAUGUACAUGUGCAUGUGGAUUCCGGUGGGAAUGGUUCUGGUUCAGGUAAGGGUGGGAUAAAUAUA